CUCGUGUUUAUUGCAAGUCCGUUCUGUGAACUGGUGUCUUUGUGCUUUUUACCAGCAGUUGAGGCUGAGCUGAUACUGAUAUUGACGAAAAUCAUAGAGUCAUCGUCAGUAUAUAAAAAUGCUUUCGCAACGUAUCGUCGCUGCUGCCCCGAAAUUAUUUAGGAGGAAUUUCGGAAUCGCUGCUCCAGCUCUUCAGAACACCGACCCAAUUCAACAACUUUUCAUCGAUAAAAUUAGGGAGUUCAAAUCAAAGGGUGGCAAGGUUGACACUCCUGAGUACCAAAAGGAGUUGAAAAGUGAACUAGAAAGAAUAGCCAAAGCUUAUGGUGGUUCUGAAGGAACUGACAUGACUUCUUUUCCUAAAUUUAACUUCCCAGAACCCAAAGUUGAAAUUAGUGCUGCACCAGCUACUGCAAAGUAAAUUCCUUACCAUAUAUUAAUUAUAAAUGGUUAAAUGUUUUAGAAUAAAAAAUAAUUGUUAAGGUU
Phymastichus coffea is the source of this 486-nucleotide messenger RNA. It is a transcript of the gene ATPsynCF6, whose product is annotated as ATP synthase-coupling factor 6, mitochondrial. The record is from RefSeq and is a predicted model, not a curated record. The transcript is spliced from 4 exons. NCBI's taxonomy places the organism in Eukaryota, Metazoa, Arthropoda, Insecta, Hymenoptera, Eulophidae. Gene Ontology annotation, biological process: proton motive force-driven ATP synthesis. Gene Ontology annotation, molecular function: proton transmembrane transporter activity. The coding region runs from base 119 to 421 and encodes 100 amino acids.